Delphinapterus leucas (beluga whale) is the source of this 4991-nucleotide messenger RNA. The record is from RefSeq and is a predicted model, not a curated record. Lineage: Eukaryota; Metazoa; Chordata; Mammalia; Artiodactyla; Monodontidae.
AACACCAGGUCGUUGUCGCCCAUCUCCAGCCGGCGGAGGCUGCGCAGGUCCUGGAAGGUGUAGUCCAGGAGGAUGACCAGCUUGUUCUCGCUCAGGUCCAGCAGCGUGAGGUUGUCCAGGUGCGUGAAGACGCCGGGCGGGAUGAGCUUCAGCAGGUUGCCGCGGAGGCGCAGCUCUCGCAAGCGCGGCAGGUUGGCGAAGGCGCCGGGCUCCACGUGCGCGAUCACGUUCUCGCUCAGGUCCAGCUCCUCCAGCAUUGGCAGGGCGGCCAGGUCACCCGGGUUCAGGCAGCGGAUGCGGUUGCGGCUGAGCUCUAGCAGGCGCGUCUCGGCCGGGAUGCCGUCGGGCACCGCGGUCAGCCGGCGCCGGGGACAGGCUACUGCGUGCAUCUGCACUGUACACUCGCAGCGGGCCGGGCAGCCCCCAGCGGGGGGCGGGGCCGCGGGCAGGAGCAGGAACUGCAGGCUCAGGACACACAGCCAGCAGGUCAUGGUGCGGAGCCUGGGCCUAGGGCCGCGCCACCAUCCUCGUGGGCACCUGAGGGCGGGGGCAGCGUUAGCACCCGUAUCCCGCCAUCCCGCCAUCCCUCCACCCCGGCCCGUCCCACCCCAUCCUAGUAGCUAGCUCAGGAAGCGAUUAUCCACCGUGGGACCCGGGAUCCCCCUCUGGGGUGUCUACCCAAGGGCUGGGUAGGGAAGCAGUGUGGAUGGAUGAUCAGGGUCCAUGGAGGGGGUGACUUCAGACCAGGACAGGUGACAUUUGAGCUGAGACCCUGGGCUGGGUUGAACUGUGUUCCCCCAAAAGAAACGUUCAAGUCCUAACCCUGGUACGUGGGAAGGGGGCCUCGUUUGGAAAUAGGGUCUUUGCAGAUGUGAGUUGAGACGAGGUUAUAUUGGAUUAGGGUGGCCCUGAAUCCAAUGACUGAUGUCCUUAUAAUAAGAGGGAAGUUUGGACUCACACAUAGAUGCACACAGAGGGCAAAAGGCCGCGUGAAGAUGGAGACAGAGGUUGGAGGGAUGCGUCUACAAGCCAAGGAUGGCGGGGGCCCCCAGAAGUUGAGAGGGGCAGGGAGGACCCUCCCUUGGAGACUUCAGAGGGAGCAUGGCCUGAGACCCCCGGAUUUCAGACUUCUGGCGUCCAGAACUGGGAGAGCAUAGAUUUCUGUUGUUUUCAGCCACUCAGUCUGUGGUACUUAGUGUUUGGCAACAGGAAGCUAAUACAGACCCAAAGAAUGACCAGGAAAGGGCCCAUGGGUGUUGCAGAAAGAGGGUUCCAAGCUGGGGGAAGAGCCAGUGCAAAGGUCCUGAGGCUGAAGGAGUGGCUGGUGAGGCUAGGAGUACAAUGAAUGGGGGUGGGGAGUGGGAGAUGCACUGGAGGGUUCAGGGAGGCUGGAUGAUGUGGCUGGGGAGGCCCAGAGGGACAGAUGCCAACACGCCUGGGCCUUUGCACCUGCGCCUUCCGAGUUGCUCCAUCUCUCCUGGCAGCCAGCUGGCCCUCCACCCCCUGUCCCCGCACUCUGCUGGGCUGCAGCCCGGAUCCCGGGGCCAAGGUGGGUGGGGGUGGGGAGGCCAUAGGCAGAUGGCAGCCUGAGGGUGCUGCUCCGUUGGCCAGGCACCUAUUUUCAGCAUCUUAGCAGCUGAAGCCCCCAGGCAUCCCCUGACUCCCCCUGACACAUGCUUGCUGCCUGUUUCCUCACUGUUCCCACAGGCCCGGCUCAGCAAAGACCCAGGCUGUAGAUUCUCAUCUGCUAAACAGCGGUGAGGCCAGCUCCGGCCUUCCUGGGCCCUUUUGGGAAUUUUAGGUGAGCAUUAACACACACAGAGCCCCGAGUAGCUUAAUGCCAGAGGUGAACCAUACGUCACUGGGGGGGAGAGUUUGUAUUUUGCAGGUGUCAUCAAUUUAAGAUGAGGUCAUACUGGAGCAGGGUGGGCCCUGAUCCAAUGACUGGUGUCCUUAUAAAAGGGGAAAUUUUGAUGCAGACACUCAGGGAAGAUGGCCACGUGAUAACAAAGGCAGAGACUGGAGUGAUGCAUCUAUAAGCCAAGGGACACCAAAGAUUGCCGGUAACCAUCAGAACCUGGAAAAAGCAGGGAAGGAUCCACGCCUAGAAUCUCUGGAGGAAGUACAGCCCUGCUGACACCUUGAUUUUGAACGUCUGGCGUCCAGAACAGAGAGAAUAACUUUCUGUUGUUUUAAGCCACCAUGUUUGUGGUAUUUCACUGUGGCAGCUACAAGACCUGACGGAAUAUCCAUGGAUCCGUAAGAAAAACUCACACAUGGGAGCAGGGUGCAGCUGCAGAGUCAUUUGGAACAGCAAAAACUGGGACUAACCUAGAUAUCUAUCAGUAGGGGAUCAGGUUAAAGGGGCUCUGAGGUCACUCCCAGGUCGCCAUCCCAGCCCAGGACGCUCCCUGUGGUCAAGGGAUAACUGUCCCCCAGCUGGGGAUGGGGCACAGCUCAUCAGCAGUCUGCUUUGGAGGAGCAAGGCCCUCCCUGGCUCUGCCCCAAGAAGGAAAUGAGGCAGGAGAGGGUCCUGGCAGUUCAUUCAGCUAGAAUUCAAAAUACGGCUCUGUUUUUGCUGGACCUGUUUUCAUCGUCACCUGCAGAGAUCCUGUAACACUGGUCUCCUCUCAUUCGUUGAUUCCGUCCAUCAGUCAGUCAACAAACAUCUACUGUGCCAGGCAUUUUCCACGUGCUGAGGACACACAGUGCGUGAGACAAAGGGGUCAGCUUUCUUGGAGCCCACAGAUAAUAAAAGAGGUGGCCUGUGAGUACGGCAUGGUGCACGUGGUGUCCGAGACUGGGGGCCCCAAAGGCAAAGACUACUGCAUCCUCUACAACCCGCAGUGGGCCCACCUGCCGCUCGACCUCAGCAAAGCAUCUCUCCUGCAGGUGCGGGACUGGACGACCUCCGUGCUCUGCUCUCCGGCCGACCUCCCUGCCAAAGGCUUCAGUAACCAGAUCCCCCUGGUGGCGCGGGGGAACUGCACCUUCUACGAGAAAGUGCGGCUGGCGCAGGGCAGCGGGGCGCGCGGGCUGCUCAUCAUCAGCAAGGAGGCGCUGGUCCCCCCAGGAGGCAACAAGACGCAGUACGACGAGAUCGGCAUUCCCGUGGCCCUGCUCAGCUACAAAGACAUGCUGGACAUUUUUGAGACUUUCGGCCGGGUGGUACGGGCAGCACUGUACGCCCCCAAGGAGCCCAUGCUGGACUACAACAUGGUCAUCAUCUUCAUCAUGGCUGUGGGCACCGUUGCCCUCGGGGGCUACUGGGCCGGGAGCCGGGACGUGAGGAAGAGGUACAUGAAACACAAGCGGGACGACGGGCCCGAGAAGCACGAGGAUGAGGCUGUGGACGUGACGCCCGUCAUGAUCUGCGUGUUUGUGGUCAUGUGCUGCUCCAUGCUGGUGCUGCUCUACCACUUCUACGACCAGCUCGUCUACGUCAUCAUCGGCAUCUUCUGCCUGGCCUCCUCCACGGGCCUCUACAGCUGCCUGUCGCCGCUCCUCCAGCGGCUGCCGCUCUGCAGAUGCAGGGUCCCCGACAACAGCCUGCCCUACUUCCACAAGCGCCCUCAGGUCUGCAUGCUGCUCCUGGCGCUGCUGUGCGUGGCCGUCAGUGUGGUGUGGGGCGUCUUCCGGAACGAGGACCAGUGGGCUUGGAUCCUUCAGGACGCGCUGGGCAUUGCCUUCUGCCUCUACACCUUGAAAACCAUCCGCCUCCCCACGUUCAAGGGAAACUCUGAGCCUCGGGAGAGGCAGGGACACGUCCCGGAGGCCUGCACGCUGCUGCUGCUGGUGCUGUUCAUCUACGACGUGUUCUUCGUGUUCAUCACGCCCUUCCUGACCAAGAGUGGGAGCAGCAUCAUGGUGGAGGUGGCGACCGGGCCAUCAGACUCAGCCACCCACGAGAAGCUCCCCAUGGUGCUGAAGGUGCCCAGACUCAACGCCUCGCCGCUGGCCCUGUGUGACAGGCCCUUCUCCCUCCUGGGCUUCGGGGACAUCCUGGUCCCAGGGCUGCUCGUGGCCUACUGCCACCGCUUCGACAUCCAGGUGCAGUCCUCCAGGGUCUACUUCGUGGCCUGUACCAUCGCCUACGGCAUCGGUCUCCUGGUGACGUUCAUGGCGCUGGCCCUCAUGCAGCGCGGCCAGCCUGCCCUCCUCUACCUGGUGCCCUGCACGCUCGUCACCAGCUGCGCCCUGGCGCUCUGGCGCAGGGAGCUGGGCAUGUUCUGGACGGGCAGCGGCUUUGCGAAGGACCUACCUCAGUCGCCGUGGGCGCCCGCCUCCGCCGACGGCCCGCAGCCCCAGGCGGACUCCGACGCCGCCCCCUCCCAGCAGCCUCGCGGCCAAGAAGCGGCCCCGUCCCCUCCGCCCACGGAGCAGCCCCCAGAGUCGUCCGUGCCCGAGGAGAGCGGGGCCGGCGCGCCCCCCCAGGAGCCCGAGAGUCCGGCAGGCCUCGCCCCCGGCCCCGCCCCCGGCCCCUCGGCCUAGGGGAGGGCGCAGACUCGGCCCCCGCGCCCCGGGACUGGACCCGCGCGGCCCCCAACUUGGUGCUCUGGCCUGGCCGAUGCGCACGUCCUGCUCCAGCCCGGCCACACCCCGGACCCCAGCCCUGCUCCGAGCUCGCGUGGCUGCCAAGCCCCCGGCCGGCUGAGGCCAACCCCGCGCGCGCCCCGCUUCCUGCGGCGGUGGUGCCCCGGGAAGGGCGGGGCCGUCACCUCCGCCGUUGACCGCGGACACGCCCAGUUUGGUGCUUACCCUGCUGCUGCUUCCCUUCGGGUCCGGGCCGGGAGAGGGCGGGUCUCUGGCUCCUGGUGGAGGGGCGCCUUUGCCCAGCAGGGCCCCCAGGGGUUUGGACUGGACGCCGUCGCGGCCUUGGGGGCCCGCGGUGAGCGCCGAGCCCUGCGCCCGGCCCUUCCAUCGCCCGGAAGCGCCCAGCGCCUGUGGUACAGCUCCUCCAAGUUUGAAUAAACGGCCACGACUUUUUGAAA